AUCCCGGCGGCGGCGGCGGCGGCGACGGCCAGGUGCACUGACCCCGCCCCGGGCCACCCGCCGCUCCGCCGCCGCCGUGUCUCGCGGAGGCCGCGCGGAUUGGAGGUCAGCCCGGCGGACGGGCGGAGAGCGGAGGAGAGGAGCGGCGGGCAGAGACGCGAGCGGAGGGGUGCGGUGUGGAACGGCUGCUCGCUGAGCCGGGUGUGGUCACUGAGCCGACACAGCGCCGGGGAUUGUCGCUCUGUGGCUGCCGCUGAGCCGCACACGGCUGUUAGCGCCGGAGAUCGAGGCUCCGGGAUCAGUCCGGGUCCGGAGACUGAUCCGGGCGGCUCCGGGGGUCGUCUGACGUCAACUGGAGCGGUCCGAGAUGGCAGGGAAGACGGAGCUGACGGGACUGCUGCCGCUGCCCGACAGGGCCGUCAGCAGCGGCCGGUGGCGGGCCAUUUUCGGCAGCAUCUGUCUGCUGUCGGCAGUGACUCGACUGUACGACCUCCGCAGUCCUCCCUGGGUGGCGUGGGAUGAAACCCACUUCGGUAAGAUGGCAAACUGGUACAUAAACCGCACUUUCUUUUUCGACGUUCAUCCACCUCUUGGGAAGAUUCUAAUCGCUGGUGCCGGCUACGCCACGGGAUACAACGGCUCGUUCCCUUUUACAAAGCCAGGCGAACAAUUCAACGAGACCAGCUUUGUGGGAAUGCGAGCGUUGUGCGCCACGAUGGGCGCCUCGAUCGUGCCGAUGGCGUUUAUAACUGUCGAUGACCUCACGGGGUCAGUGACGGCCGCCACCCUCGGCUCCCUGCUGCUGGCGCUUGAUGUGGGCAUUACAACUAUCAGUCGUUUUAUUCUUCUCGAUCCCAUCCUGAUGUUUUUCAUGGCUGCCACAACGAUGUUCAACUUUAAAUUCAACAAAUACAGAUCGUUCAGCGGCCGCUGGUGGCUCACGCUGAGUCUCACCGGACUCUCGCUCGGCUGCGUGCUGAGUGUCAAGUUUGUGGGCGUGUUCGUGCUGGCCGUGGUCGGCCUGUAUACAGUCACCGACCUCUGGUCCAUCUUCUGCGACUAUACGCAGCCGCUGACGCACACGGUGAAGCACUUCUUGGCCCGUGCGCUGUGUUUGAUCGCCAUACCAGCUGCCACUUACCUGAUGGUGUACUGCAUUCACGACGCUCUCAUAUUGCAAGUCGGGGACCAGCACGGAUUUCAGGGCGACUCUUGGCUCAGCGCCGGCUCUCAGAUGCAGCUCAAAAACAGCGACAUGUACAAACUCAAACAGCCACAGUACCUGGCGUACGGCUCGCUGGUGACCCUGCAGACGAUCGGCUCUCACAGCAGCUUUCUGCACUCGCACAACCUCAGCUACCCCGCCUGGGACUUUGAGAACACGACCGACACCGCGAGCACGCUCAACAUGUCCGAGAUCUACUCCGUCACCGGCUUCCGACUCAAGGACGUCAACAACUUCUGGAAGAUCGUGCCCCAUGACGAGGAGGACAUCCCGGACUGGGAGAACCCGUACCUGCCGCCUGAGCCAGUGCUGAAUGGAGACACGAUCCGGCUCAUCCACAACGGCACCGGGCGCACGCUCAGCGCGUUCACUGAGCGAGCCGUGAAGACGAGCACCCAGCAGCUGGUCGGUACUCUGCCGCAGAAGAAAACCAAGGAGUUCCAGACGGCGUUCGUGCUGAACGCCGCCGGCCUGCCGGACGAGGCGCAGAUUGAGGCCAUCAACACCACUUUCAGACUGUACAACCCGUACCUGAAGUGCGCCCUGUACGUCUGCGAGGAGAAGCUGCCAGACUGGGCGGCUCAGCAGCUGGAGGUUACGUGCAGCAAACGGCUGACCGACGACGGAGUCUUCUGGUCCGCGCAUCGCAACAUCCACCCGGGCAUGCCGAACGUCACCAAGUACUGGCGCCGGUUCCACUCGACCCUACUGCAGCGGUUCGUCGAGACGCACCGCAUCAUCACCACCGUCAACGGCAAGCUGAAACCCAACCGGGUCGCCAUGCUGCACGCCGACAAGCCCUGGAUGUGGCCCAUCCUCUACCGGGGCCAGUACUUUUCGAUGGUGGACUCCCAGCGUGUGUACCUGCUGGGCACGGCGCCGAUCUGGUGGGCCAACCUGGCGCUGCUGCUGCUCAGCGGUCUCAUCAUGAUGUACAUCGGGUACAGGGCGGCACGGGGGGAGCACGGCCCCGACGCCCAGACCCCAGAGCGACAGAGAGACGCGGCCUGGCGCCGCCGCACCGGCCUGGCCUGCCUGUGGCUGGUGUUUGCCUGGGCGGUGCACUACGCGCCCUUCUGGACGAUGGGUCGCAUCCUCUACUUCCACCACUACUUUCCGGCCCUGUGCUACAGCUGCAUGCUCUCAGGCGUGGUGCUCGACUUCCUUCUGACGAGUCUCUACAGGAAGCUGCCGGCGAUGGUCCGCGCCGGAGUCUACCACUGGCUGGUGGCAGCCAUCGUCGCCGGCCUCUUCUACAGUUUCUACCUGUUCGCGCCGCUGUGCUACGGGAUGACGGGCCCCCGGCCGCGGGAGGAUGCCAACAGCACCUACCACGCGAUCUGGUGGCUCGGCUCCUGGGACAUCUGAGACGCAGCCACCGUGUAAUAGGGGCGGUGCGUGCGCCGCGCCGCACCGCCCCCGGCCGGUCCGGUGUCGCCGCCGCGGCAGCGGUGACGGCCCAAGACAGUGUGACGUCAGCAGUGGGUGAUAUACGUCACAGACUGCCGGGGCAUUAGGAGCCCGUGGUGUAUUAACACAUGUUACUUAAAGGAAAUUAUAAUUUUGGUUGUCAAUACUUUGACAUUUCACGCUAAAAGCGAAGUCAUAAUGACUUCGAAGGACUCUUCAUUAUUUACGACCCAUAUUUGUGGCGUGCAUCAUUCUUGACAGGCACAUAAAUCCCCAGAGCCACUGGUGCUGGUAUGCCAUGGUGUAUGUGUCUGCGUACCAUCCACCGGCUGCGUUGCCGGGGAGGGGGGCGGGGCUCGCGCAGAACCGGCGCCGCGCCUGUGAGCCGCCGAUAGGAGCUCCGGGUGGCGGGGGCCGCAGCCCGCAGCUGCGCCGUGUCACCGGCGGGUGAAGGCCGCACGCUAGGGCUGAUCUAUGGGCGGCCAUAAAUGAAAUCGGUGCCAACUUGUUACUGAUAUGCCGCCGCUGCAGCAGUUGCAGAUGGGAGGUGUGAUUUACGGCGAUUGACAAAUUGCACCUUUUAUUGUUAUGAGGCGCAGUCAGUUUUUAACAGGAUAUAGGAUCCUCGGGGUGAAAAAGUUUUUGAGAGAUGCGAAUUAGCGAGAAUACGGUUCGUAUUAAAUCAAGGAACUGCUGGAUGGGAUAAAGAGAUGGCAAGCUCGAAAUAUCGAUGAAAUUAUCGCCACAAUAUUGUUAUCGGGGCGUCGUUGUUAUUGUGUGCUGUUACGUUUGUUAUUCGUGGUUAUCUUGAUAUGUAAUGUGCACAUCGUGUAGACUCUGUCGUCCAUUCCGUCUUCGCCGUACAAUACGGCACAUGGUUUUCCAUCGAGGUCUUCUACAAUAAAUAAAACAAAAUAUAAGUCG
This is a messenger RNA of Amphibalanus amphitrite, 3559 nucleotides long. RefSeq names its product protein O-mannosyl-transferase 2-like. Gene Ontology annotation, molecular function: dolichyl-phosphate-mannose-protein mannosyltransferase activity. The transcript is spliced from 18 exons. Gene Ontology annotation, biological process: protein O-linked glycosylation via mannose. Gene Ontology annotation, cellular component: membrane; endoplasmic reticulum. Bases 368 to 2593 code for a protein of 741 amino acids. The record is from RefSeq and is a predicted model, not a curated record. NCBI's taxonomy places the organism in Eukaryota, Metazoa, Arthropoda, Thecostraca, Balanomorpha, Balanidae.